GGCACUUCCUGUGCUAACGCAGAGCGAGUAGAGAGAGACUGGAGCUCUGCGAGGAUCGAGCAUACAAAUGAACGUUACUCCGUUACUUUCUUGGAACGUAUAAAUUAUUCAGUGUUCACGCUGCGAUGGAGGAUGAGCAGCGUUUAUUUACUUCGGUCGUUCUGCUGAUCGCUUCGACUGUGGCGACGAGUCUAGAUUCCGAUCUUCCGAAGCCUCAGAGUUUGGGCUUCCCAACGGACCUCGGAUUGGGCGACGAAGCCGUGGUCACGUGUUUUGCGAAGAAGUCCAGUUUACUUUCUGCCAAUCAGCUGUCCUUGUCCUGGCACAAGGACGGUGCCCCCAUAUCGUCAGAAGCUCGGAUUUCUUUGGCGAGGCUGUCCCGGAACAGCCUGUCUCUGAGCAUCAAGAGUGUCCUUCCCGAAGACAUUGGAAACUACACCUGCGUCGCAGAAGGACCGACGGGAUCGUCGACGGUCACGGUUCCACUUCUUGUGUCAGGUGCACUAGUGAUCUCUUGGUUAUUUCACAUCACUGUCGGCAUACAACGUUCAUUCGUUCACAUAAACUAUAAUUAGUCCGUUAUUUAUCGCUCGCUUGUAUACUGUAUAAUUGCUUGCUAUAUUGGGACACAGAGCACGACUCAA
This is a messenger RNA of Ixodes scapularis (black-legged tick), 644 nucleotides long. Its product is annotated as hemicentin-2. Lineage: Eukaryota; Metazoa; Arthropoda; Arachnida; Ixodida; Ixodidae. The coding region runs from base 126 to 575 and encodes 149 amino acids. The record is from RefSeq and is a predicted model, not a curated record. The transcript is spliced from 2 exons.